UUCAUUUUAUUCAUUCGUCGGAAAAGGUUGUUAAUUCGGUAAAACGCUGCGGUUGGAUGCAGGUCUUUCUGCAUUUGAAGUGUGUAUGUGUUGUGAGUGUGUUGGUUUCUCCAGGAAAAAGCUAAAAAAAAUAACAUAAAUUUCUAUAAGAUUUUGGAAAAAGUGAUUAAUUUAUGAAAUUGAUUAAUUGAAAAGAAAAUAAAACAAGAAAGAGAAUUUCAACAUUAAAAUAAAAUAGUGGAUACUAGAGGAAUACAAAUAAAUGUUCUUUUUUAAUGGAUACAUUGAUCGUUUUGAGAACCUCACAUUGCCAAAUGAUUUCAAUAGAAGGAAAAAUUAAGCUUUAAUUAUAUGAUAGUGUGCAUGCAGCAGCAUCAUUCAUCAACAAAUAAAAAUUAAAAAAAAACACAUUCCUUCAACAAACUAACAAAAUAAAGACGAAUACAAUAGUUUCACAAUAAAAUUUACAAAAAUGACAUUGAAAACGUUAGAUGUUUAUUACACAAGAUUAAGUCAAACAAAGUCAUUAUGGAAGACGAUGAUGAGCUUUUGUUUAUUACUGCUGGUGGUUUGCAGUUUGUGCAAAACAAGUAGUGCAUUUGAAAUGAAUACCAAAUUAAACUUAAAGCCUACAAAAUACACGGAAUAUUCAAAAAAUGUAACGUAUAAAAGUACCACGGAAUACAAUGCCCGUGGAAUGAAACCCCUGUAUGAUAUCACCCAAAAAGUAAUGUGGCUUUUGAUUGGCGGGGAAACUCCAAUACCAGAUGGCUAUUUACAGUUUAAAGACUCAAAAAUUCAGUUGGGUCCAAAAGUUGAGCGCAAUGAAUGGGGAGACCUAAUAUUGCAUUAUUGGCCCAUUUUAUUGAUAGUUUUGCUGAUUGGAGUUUUAGUUGCAUCCAUGCCCAUUAUAGGCUUAUGCUUCUGCUGUUGCCGUUGUGCUGGUGCGUGUGGUGGUCGUUCGGAGCCAUUUGAUAAAAAACAUGAUACGUGUCGCCGUGUAUUUCUUGGUUUCUUUUUAAUACUGCUAGCAACGGGAAUAUUGUUUGGUGUUAUUGUCGCAUUUGCCACCAAUAGUUAUAUGCAAUAUGGUAUCGAUGACAGCACUGCCGUAGUUCGUGCGGGUAGCAAUGAUACUCAAACAUUCUUGGAUGUAACUUCCGAACAGUUGGAAUAUGUGUUAGUAAAUAAUUACAAACAAUUAUCAGAUCACUUGGAACUUAUAUUAAGAGAAACGUCCGACUUUAUUAUUACUCAGUUAGAACAGAAAUCGAUGGCUGUUUCGGUGGGCUAUCUCACUGAUUUCCUCAAAAAGCUGCCAGACUUGCAGCUAAAAUUGCAGAAAAUGAAAUUGAUAACGAAUGAUCUUCGAGUGUAUGCUUCUCAAUUAAGUGAUGGUUUACGUGGCGUAAAGAGAGAUCUCUUGGUUAUGCUUAACAAAUGUUCAGACCAGUCGUGCAAAGAGGUUCUAAAUAGAUAUGAAAUUGGUAAACUGGAUGCAAAUGGAAUACACUACGAUCAGCUGCCUGAUGUGACUUCUAUAAUUGAAAACUUAGAACAAUUGAUUAGCGAUGACAUAGCCUCGGCUGGAGAACGUGGCAAUAAGGCUUUAAAGGCCAUGCGUAAACAUUUAAAUGAUACAAUCGCCAUAUAUACACCUCAAAUUGUAGAUGCCAUUACCAAAGCCGGUGAAGGAUUGCUUAAAGCUUCAACUGAUAUAAAAACUGAAUUGCAAAAGGUUUCAAAACUCAUUGGAGCAAAUACCUAUAAAUAUACCAAUAUAGCCGAUAAUUAUCGUAACGAAUAUGGCCCAUACAGAUUCUACAUGGGAAUCGGUGUAUGCUCAAUUUUAUUAUUAGUUUUAAUAUGCUUAGUUGCUGCGUUAUUGUGCGGCAUUUGCGGCAAACGUCCAGAUGGUUAUGGUGAUGAUUGCUGUAAUAAAGGUUCUGGUUCCAGAUUCCUUAUGUUUGCUGUUGCAAUUAUCUUCUUGACGAUUUCGGCCAUAACAUUAAUUGCUUUGAUACAUUUCCUAAUUGGUAUUAUUACAUACAGAGGCUUUUGUGUGCCACUAAGGGAUCCCCAAAAUGAUGCCGUUUUUGCUGAAUUCGAUAAUUUAGUGGAUUUAAAUGAGAUUAUGUAUCCCUCCAAAAUCAAGGGUAAAGCUGCCUCUGGAUCAUUGCCUCCCUUCAGAAUUUCUCAUGUUAUCACCGCCUGUCAAAGCAAUCAAACAAUAUACGAAGUUUUGCACAUUAAUAAUCUGGUCGAUAUAAAUGAAAUCAAUGAAUAUCCAUCGCACUAUAAAAUCAAUCAAACUCUUGAGAAUCUUGUUCAAGGUAUUGAUUUUGAUGAUAGAGGAGUGGAAAUACUAUCUGCCGCCGACAAACAACGCAUUUUGAGUUUAAGAGACUCUGCCUUAAAAGAUUUUGAUUCAAGUCAUUUUAUAGACAAUUUAAAUGAUGAUAUUACCAAACAUUCUCUCACCGAAAUAGCCAUUCAAUUGCGCGAAACUGCCAACAAGAUCAUAAGUCCAGAGAUGAAAGACGUACAAAUAUCUUUACGCAAUCAGGCUUUGCAUUUAGAGACCUAUGAUCAAAAUCUUGUUAUACCUAUGAAAAAUCAAUCAUCUGAAUUAAUUAAAUUGGCUCAAGAUUUAGACAAAACUCUCAGUUAUAAAGACCGUCCAUUCCAAGAUUCAAUACCAUUGCUGGUGCAGGAAAUUGAAAAGGCCCAAGCUUUUAUACAGAAAGAUGGGCGCGCAUUUGUUAAAGCAACUGCCGAAAGUUUUACCAAUCACUUUGCCGGCGAAAUAAUUCGCUAUUUGCAAAUGGUGGUAACAUCUGUAGAGAAAAAGAUUGGUAUAUGCGCACCCAUGGCUAGAGUUUACGAGGCUGGAGUUGUGGCCACCUGUAAUAGCAUUGUUGAUCCAUUAAAUGGUUUCUGGGCUGGUGUGUUCUGGUGUGUGCUACUUUUCCUACCAACUUUAAUAGUUGCUGUCAAGCUGUCUAGUCUAUAUCAAAAAUCGGAUCCCUAUCCUGGUCCUUUGGUUGAAUCGGAGUAUUUGUAUGAUGCUUACAGUGAGCGUGAUCACAUUCCAUUGGCAAAUGGUCCAAAAAAUAAACGACGCAAGAAUAAAGAUCGCCGUCGUCGGGAAUAUUAUGAGGAUCCUGUAGGAUCAACCUCACACGGCAUCCCACCGGCUGCAGCUGGUGCACGUGAUACGCGUUACAGUGACAUGGCACCCAAAAAUAUGGUUGAGGCUACUGAUACAAGGCCAAAAGCAUUGUCGGCAGAUGGUUUCUUUUAGGCAUUGGGAUGGCGGUCCACCCAGAUAUCAGAACCCACCAAUGGCUCCACCAGCAUCUGAAUAUGAACGCCCACCUCCAUAUUAUUAUCCUGGCGCUUCGGAUCAGGACUAAGUGAUCUAUAUUGAAAUUCAGUUUUAAGCUGAUGUAUUCUCAUUAAACAACAUAGAUGGAGUACCAAAAUUAAACAAUGAGGGGAGAAACGAUCGUAAGCAAAAUAAUACAACGGAACAGAAGUAAAAUUCGAAAAGAGCCAUCAUAGUUUUAUACAUACUACAUAUAUUUAUUGUUAAAGAAAUGUACUUUCUCAUUUAACUUAGUCUUUCUUUUUGUCAAACUCUAAUUUACCAAAUGUAACUUAUAGCAAGCAGUAUUGCCAAAAUGUGUUUAUAAGAGGAAAAACAAAAAAAUAUAACAGAGUAGAGUCAUUUACAUUACAAUUAAAGGAAAAAAAAGCAAAAGAAAACAAAAAUUAUAACUGAAAGUCGAAUUAAAGACAUUGUUGACAGACAACAAUGAUGAUGAUGAUUAUGAAGAUGAUGAGUUUACAGUAGAGGUUGUUUAUCGUGAAGGCAACAGCUUUAAAAUUGACAUUUCAAUUCUUAAAUUUAGUACCAACUACUUUUAGAUAGACCCAAAAUGUUUUCAUAUAUGUAUACAUAUUAUAUACCUACCCAAUAUAUCUCCAAGGUUUUGACUUAGUUUAGACGUGUUGAAUCGUAUGACAACCAACGUCCAAAGACAACAAAACGACCGUUUAAUUAUGUUGAUGGAGGGAGACGUGGAAUUAUUUUUAUUAUAUAUUUUAUUAAUCAGUGAGACUGUAAUUUUUUAUGAGUUAGAUUAUUUUUAUAAAUAAUUAUAAUUAUUACUAUUAUUAUUAUGAUUAUUAUUAUUAUUAUUAUUAAUUUGUAAACAAACAUCAACAAUGCUGAUGAUUAAUAUAAUGAAUUUUUAUGAUAAAUAAUAUGCAUUUAAUUAUAUAAUGAAAUUGUUAAACGAUUCAAAUUAAUACAUGAAAAUUUGAAUUUUUUUUACAAAAAAUCAAAUCCAGUUUUAAUAUAUUAAUAAUGAUACAAUAAUGUAUUCUUUUUUUAUUUUUUAAUAGCCAUAGUUGUAUUUAAUAUUAGAUAUAAAUACAUGUAAAUUUAAGGCAUUCCAAAGGAAUGUAUGCAGUUAAUCGCAACAUAAUAGAAAUAAAGAAAUAUUAUUAAAUAAAAUCGAAAAGCUAUAAUGAAAAACAAAAAACAAAAAAAAACUUAAUGGAAAACAAAAAAAAAUUAUUUUAGAAUGUCCCCUUUGCUAAUAAAGAAUAUUUUUAUUUUGCAAAA
Molecule: messenger RNA, 4633 nt
Organism: Calliphora vicina (urban bluebottle blowfly)
Lineage: Eukaryota; Metazoa; Arthropoda; Insecta; Diptera; Calliphoridae
Gene: promL
Product: prominin-like
Exons: 17
Coding region: 473-3304 (943 amino acids)
Cellular component (GO): membrane
Source: RefSeq, a predicted model, not a curated record